GCCGCACGGGGUUUGCCGGCAAUUGCCGAGGCGGGGGGUUACAACCUUCACUGUUGACCGCAAGUCUCUCGCGCGCGCCUUGCUCUGCGUCUCUCCCUCGUAUCAUCCCUCCGCCGUUCCACGCGUUUCCUUCUCCCCAAAAUGAGCAAGAAGGGUAGCAAGGCUCAGAGUCAGUCCAAGGAACAAUCCUAUGAGGUCCGCGAUAUCGUUCUCGCGAAAGUCCGGGGCUAUCCCCCGUGGCCAGGCAUGAUUGUCAAUCCUGAAAGCGUUCCCGAAAACGUGCAGAACGAGCGACCCAACGCGAAGACAAAAAAGGGGAACUGGUACUGCGUUCGCUUCUUUCCUGCUGGUGACUACGCCUGGAUUGUCCCUAAGGACAUAUCGAAGCUCCAACAGCACGAAAUCGAGGCCUACAUCAACGAGCCCUACAAGCGGAAUGGCGACUUGCUGCAAGGUUAUCACAUCGCUCUAGAUCCCGUGAAAUGGGAGGAGGAGCGCGAGGCCCGGCGUGCAGAGGCCGCCGAAGAGGAAGCUAAUGCGGAGAUAGAUCAGCUGGAAAGCGAUGGAGAGGAGGAAGCCGAUGAUGGCGAAGAGAAGAAGUCGAAGGCGAGAAAGAGGAAGCGCGACACUGAACUGGCGACCGCGAAAUCAAAGGUUAAGGCCAAAACGAAGAAGGCCUCCGACGAGCUUGCGCCUAAGAAGCGGGCUGGCAGCGCAAAGGCGAAGAAAAACGGUGUCAAGUCGAAGACGAUGGUCGAAUCUGAGGACGAAGCAGGUGCCGAGGCCGAAGAUGAGGAUGCGGGUCCGAGCAAGCAGACCUCACCGCCUCCUGCUAAGAAAGUGAAGCGCGAAAAGGAGGGUGAGGAGGAGGGCGAUGCCGCUCUUGCGAACGAUCCGGAGGCGCAGAAGGUCAGAGACUGGAGACAUAAGCUCCAGAAGGCAUUCUUGAACAGCAAGAGUCUGCCUAAGGAUGAGGACAUGCCCGCACUGAAUAACCUGUUCACCACAGUAGAGCAAUACGAGAACAUGACCAUUGCAUAUCUCACUUUCUCGAAAAUCGGCAAGGUCAUGCGCCAUAUCCACGCCCUCCCGUCUGAGAAGGUUCCGCGCGACGACGAGUUCAAGUUCAGGGAGCGUGCAAAGACUCUCGUCGACAAGUGGCAUGACUUCGUCAACGCCAACAAGCCCAAUGGCACUACCGCGGAGGGCGCCAAGGCUACAACGAACGGCACGAGCCCAGCUGCGAAAGCCGCCGAAGCGGCAGAUGCCGGUGCGACGACGAAUGGCAAGCAGGAGGGCGGCGAGGAGGCUGCUCAAGCUCAAGCUGAAGGCAGCAAGGACGCUAUGGAAGUUGAUGUUGAGCCGAAGGCGGAGACGACGGUCGCUGCAGAAGUUCCUGCAGCUGCGGAGGGUGGUGAGGCAGAGGCGGACGGUGAACCUGAGACGAACGAGGAUGCCCCAGCGGAUGCGGCUGCAGACGAGUCUGCGAUGCCAGACGUCACCAUGUCCGAAGUUGCGGCAUGAGUGCUGGAUCAAAUACCGGAACAUUGAAAUACGGAAGAGGAUAAAGAGCGAGAGCGGCUGCAGAAGCGUCCCAGUGAGCACAUUGUUGUGCACAGCUUCAUGAUAACCUGUU
This is a messenger RNA of Laetiporus sulphureus 93-53, 1636 nucleotides long. RefSeq lists its product as uncharacterized. Gene Ontology annotation, molecular function: oxidoreductase activity, acting on the CH-OH group of donors, NAD or NADP as acceptor. The transcript has 6 exons. The record is from RefSeq and is a predicted model, not a curated record. Lineage: Eukaryota; Fungi; Basidiomycota; Agaricomycetes; Polyporales; Laetiporaceae. The coding region runs from base 142 to 1524 and encodes 460 amino acids.